AUGUUGCUGCAUUUUGUCCCCUCCCCUCCCACUCCCAACCCCUCUUCCUCCUACCCCCACCCCUCCCCCAAUCAGGGUGCAUGGAGUAACCGUAGGGCAGUGAGCCCUCCCUCUUGGUCCCAGCAGGACCCCUCAGAGGGGGGGUGGGACGGCCCAAAAAACAGGCAGCUGCAGGAGGCGCCCGUCUGGAGCAUGAGAGUGGUAAAUGGAGUGCUCUUAUGAUGUCCAUGUCCAACCCCCCCUCCCUCCCUUUCACUCAGUGGUUUAGCCUGGCCAGGUGGGGACAGGUUAGGACGUGACACAGCACAUGGUGCCACCUGCAGAGAUGUAGUAAGCAUUUAGCUUUGUUAGCAUUGCCGGGACAACAGGAAUCCCAGACUGAUAUUAGAGUGAAACAAACGUGAAACAGAGCUCAAUACAGUCUGGAUAUCCAGGCUACCCCAGACCCCCCUGUCUGUCACCCCCACCGCAACCCUUUAGUCCUGACAUUGUGACAUUAAUCCACUUUGACGCUAACGCUCCACAACAAGCUCCUCUCUCGCGCACGCUCUGAUGAGUUCAUAAACUCCACUGUUAUGUCGUCCUGUCUGAGCUAACAAGGUAAAGAUAAAACUCCUUCACAACAGCUGCUUCACAACAUGGCUCAAUUAUUAUACUUCAAUCUAUCACUGAUCUGAACGACGUGUGGUCUCAUAUCAGUUACAGUAUAUACACACUUCAUACCUCCCUCUCGCUCACUCGUGCGCGCUUGCUCCUCUUUUCCUUUCACUCCUUUCUCUUUCCCUGUCUCUCCUCUCUUUCUCUCCUUCCUCUCUCUCCUUCCUCUUUCCAUCUCUCUCCUUCCUCUUUAACUCUCUCCUUCCUCUUUCCCUCUCUCCUUCCUCUCUCCCCUCUCUCCUUCCUCUCUACCCUCUCUCUUCUUUCUCUUCCCCUCUCUCUCCUUCCUCUCUCCCCUCUCGUAUGCCAUGUCUCCUCUUAUCUAAUUCUGCACUCUUUCUUUUCUCUGUUCCAUUCCCCUCUUCCUAUUUCUCCAUUCUUUGUUACUGUUUUGCUCUCUCUGACAUUCUCUUCCCUCCACACACACACACACAAACUCCUCACCCUCUUGUCUCUCUCUCCUCACACUCUCUCCCUCCUGUCUUGCUCUCUCCUCACACUCUCUCCUCUCGCUCCUGUCUUAAUGUCUCUCUCCCCCCUCACUCUUUUAUCCUGCCCUCUCUCUCCCACACAGGGUCGUGGUUCUGGCUUCCCUGGAAGGCGGAGGCCCCGCGGGGCCAGCCUGUCUGGGCGCGGGGGCCGCGGACGCUCCCGAGGACUCAAAGUCGACACCAUCCCCGCCGUGACCCCUGUGGUAGGAGCCCUCACCCCCCCCUCCACCGCCUCCCUCCAUCCCCUCCCUCUCUCUGCCCUCCCUCCUCCUCUGCAUAUAUUAAUAAAACAGUGGCCAAAUGUGCUUAGCUUAGCCUAGAGAGCGCUCUCAUAUUAGCAAGAGAACAGUACACUCAAGCACGGAAAGCUUUUGGCAUGAGGGGUGGUAGGGAGGGAGGAGGGGUGGUGGGGAGAGAUGCUAUUUUAUAUAUGGCGGUGGGCAGGGAACUGACAACCACCCACUAAAAACUGUGGGUGGUUGAUGCGGAAAAUGUGUUCAACAUGGAUUUAUAUACUAUACAUUGUGGGCACCUUUAAGGUAGACACAGAAAAAGUGUCAAUUCUGUAUUGAGUGUACGAGCUAGAUAGUUAGAUUUUAGGUGAGAGCGCGCGCACACACAACCUUACACACAGUCUCCCCCUUACACACAACCUCCCCCGACACACACAAUCACACCUUCUCCCACCGAGCAAACAUGUCUUGGCCUGGUUGAGUGUUAUUGGAAUCCAAUCCAAUACGGGAGGUAGGUGGUAGGUAGGAGUAAUAUUGUAACCAGAUCUGUUCAGCCAGCCACUAGGCAGCCUGCAUGUUGACACUUGGGCGGCAUGGUAAUGCUGAGAUGAUGAACCCUGCUGCCUGUUUGUCACUGUGGAUGACAUAAUAAUAUAUUGACACACAGUCUGGAGGUGUGACAGCUGGUCACAUGAGAACGUCUUCCAUGUCCUAGACGUAGAUCAGGCCUAUUCCUGGGAGAUAUUUUCUACCUCAAUUGAAAAAUACUGUAUGGGACCAAGCGCUAUUUAAUUUUUUAUCUCAACUUUACAGAUUUUAAACACAAUCUUACCAUCUGUUUUAAUUUCAAUAUUUUUUCUAAUAAUCUGUUAAUCAACCCUUGCUUGUGUGUGUCCGUACAUGUCUGUGUCCGUGUGUGUGUCUCCAGGCCAGCUUUGUGGAGCAGCUGUACGCGAUGAAAGAGGAGGAGGAGAACGCCAUGCACAACACUGUGGUCAUGUUCUCAACCUCAGACCACUUCACUCUCAGACAG
Molecule: messenger RNA, 2414 nt
Organism: Coregonus sp. 'balchen'
Lineage: Eukaryota; Metazoa; Chordata; Actinopteri; Salmoniformes; Salmonidae
Source: the annotation of a GenBank genome assembly